CAGCGAGUGCCUGUGCAGCAUAAUAACAGCCAACCGCUGCCCACGCCGUGCGCAGUGCAGUGCUGAAUUUUCUGAUUGGCAGAUGCGCGCGCAUUGUUGGAUCUUCGGCAACGAGGGAACGUCCCGCUCACAUGACUGAGAAGAGCUGCAGCGCAUCACAUCCAGCCAGCUGACAUGCGUUGCAUCGUGCUGUGCGUUGGCGGGGUGGCGUGCCUUGAUGCCCAAGCUUUUGUUCCGGGCAUGGGUGGCCGUGGACUGUUCGGAUCGGCGCGCAUCCUGGGUGGUUGCAUAUGGAUGGUGUUGGGCGGACGUCUGGGGCCAGUUCCGCAGGUGAGACGAUUCCUUUGCGUCAAGCGAAGCUGCAUGGCCUGCUUUAGGAGAUCUGAAUCGCGCUUGUCGGGUGCUGCAGCACUCGAUUCAUUGCCUGUGGCCAUAAUAAUGAGGCUGCAGCCAGGUGCUUGCACGUACUCGCCAAUCUGCCGUUGCGCCCACGGCCCAAUAGCGCCCCCGCGAAGCACACGGCGAGCGGAAUCCGCAGUCGCAAAUUGCAUUGAAAUUACCGGCCAGCCACGCUCUCGCGCAAGCAAUCAAGCAGCCCGUGUUUUCAUUCGCGAACGGCUGGUCCGAAGCCGCCUAGCUGCCGUACGACCAUCGGCACGGGAGGGCACGCAAGCAAGACGCAAGGUCCCCAAUCUGACGCCGACCCGCGUGUUCCCCAUCACAUGCAUAAGCGCCAACUCGACCCUGCUACCUGCACCAGAUUCCUUGUCGCCGCCUCGAGUCCUUGUGCAACGUCAUCCAGGGCUCGAGUCCGUCUCCAGGGAUCUGCUUGCGUCGCGCUGCGCUGGCCGUGCAGCUCCAUUUACAAUGGGGAGCUAG
Molecule: messenger RNA, 879 nt
Organism: Paraphaeosphaeria sporulosa
Lineage: Eukaryota; Fungi; Ascomycota; Dothideomycetes; Pleosporales; Didymosphaeriaceae
Exons: 1
Coding region: 175-879 (234 amino acids)
Source: RefSeq, a predicted model, not a curated record